AUGGAAUCAAGACUUAAAUAUCAAACUCUUUCAUUAUAUAUCUCGGCACAAAACCUUAAACUUUCUGACCUUGGAUCUUGUCUCCAGAUGUCUGAUUCAAAAAGCUCACAUGCGUUGGAGAUCACUGAUCUUGAGCAAAAUAGGCUGAAAAAUCUUUACAGAAAAUUUACCACACGCGACGGAUGGUUAGGUGAUUACGAUUACGGCUUCCUCUUCACUCCUGCAGUUUGGCCUUUCAACAAGAAGUUCAAACACUACGAUCAACCUUAUUUUGGAAUCAACGAUGACAUUCCGAUAUUGCUGGCUGUUAUACUUGGCCUUCAGCAUUGUCUAACAUUGAUCUGCAGUCUCGUCGCUGUUCCCCUUUUGAUGGGCGAUGCGCUGUAUUUCAAUGCCCAGCAAACACAGCACCUUGUUUCCUGCACGCUGAUCACUGCCGGAGUUGCUACGUUUGCACAAAUCACUAGGUUCCAUAUUUAUAAAACGCCUUAUUUCGUCGGGACGGGGCUUCUGUCAGUGGUGGGGCCCACUUUUGAUAUCAUUGGUAUCGCUUACUCAUAUUCUUCAAUUCGUUACUCAAAAGGGACUUGUCCUAUAGCUUCCGAUGGAACUUACCUUCCUUGCCCGGAAGCCUUUGGAGCAUUUCUUGGCUCGAUGUUAUGCACUGUGUGGAUUCAGGUUCUUUUAGCGUUUGUUCCACCGAGAAUCCUCAAAAGAAUAUUCCCAAGUAUGGUCACGGGUACACUGCUUCUCCUGCUUGCUGUGUACCUUUCUGGAAAUGGUAUGAAAAACUGGGGUGGAGGUAGUAACUGUUUGCAAUAUGGUGGAGGAUGCAGCACUGGCUCUCACGAUUUUACGUGGGGAUCCCGGGCAUACAUUGGGCUGGGAUUUUGCACUUUCAUAUCCAUCGUUAUUAUCAACCUUGUUGGAUCGCCAAUUAUGAAAAGCUCGUCAAUUAUUUUGGGACUUAUCAUAGGAUGCAUCAUAUCAGCAGCCUGUGGCUACUGGGAUGCGUCAGGUAUCCACGCUGCUCCUGCGGCAGACUUCCUUUGGACCAAAAAUUAUACUUACUCGGUGGACGGAUCUUUGAUCCUUGCGCUUUUGCUUAUGUUUGUUGUUGAAGGUAUCAGUUGUAUACCGGAUAUUCUUGCCACAGCAGAGGCAAGUCACCAAAAAACUUCUGGAGUCGAAUUCCAGUCUCGUAUCCAAGGAGGAAUAAUGUGCGAUGCAUUAGGCAGUCUACUUGCUGCUGUCGGCGGAGGAAUUCCUAUGGUCUCUCAAGCGGCUAAUAACGGAGUUAUCCUGCUCACGGGAUGCGCUUCGAGAAAGGCUGGAUGGGUUGCAGCUGUCUUGCUAAUUCUGAUGGGCGUUUUCUCCAAAAUCUCUGCUACUUUUGCGGCUUUGCCUCUACCAGUGUUUGGUGGAAUGCAAGUGUUUCUUUUCGGAACUAUUGGCGUUGCGGGUAUAAAAGUCCUUUCAGUAGUUCCAUGGACCAGACGAAAUCGGUUCAUUCUGUCAUGUGGACUUGGAUGGGGAUUCGCCGGAACGGUAGUCUCCUCUUGGUUUGACCAAAUUUUAGCUUACAGUGGUUCAAACCAAGCUUUGGCAGGAUUCCUAGAAGGAAUUGACCUCAUUGUCGAGACUCCGUUUAUUUUUGGCGCUAUAAUCGUCUGCUUCUUGAACCUGAUUAUACCCGACGGCAGCAAGGAACCAGAUGACACUGCUGGUGUGGUAUAG
This is a messenger RNA of Ogataea angusta, 1737 nucleotides long. RefSeq lists its product as uncharacterized. The record is from RefSeq and is a predicted model, not a curated record. Gene Ontology annotation, molecular function: xanthine transmembrane transporter activity. The coding region runs from base 1 to 1737 and encodes 578 amino acids. Lineage: Eukaryota; Fungi; Ascomycota; Pichiomycetes; Pichiales; Pichiaceae. Gene Ontology annotation, biological process: xanthine transport; transmembrane transport. The transcript has a single exon. Gene Ontology annotation, cellular component: membrane; fungal-type vacuole.